Messenger RNA from Rotaria sp. Silwood1, 540 nucleotides. The record is from the annotation of a GenBank genome assembly. Lineage: Eukaryota; Metazoa; Rotifera; Eurotatoria; Philodinida; Philodinidae.
AUGAGCGAACCAAAACGUUUUAAACAUGAAUCUACACUAUUUGAACAUUUACCCAACGAACUUUUUGUUGAAAUUUUUGGUUAUUUAAAUGGUGUAGAUACUGUCUAUGCCUUUUCCCAACUUAAUGUUCGUUUUCAAUGUUUAUUAAAUCAUUAUGUAAAUAAUUUUAAUUUUAAAUUUAUAAGUAAAGCUAAAUUUAAUUAUAUUACUCAACUACAUGAUAUACAUAAAUGGCGAUCCUUAUAUCUUUCUGAUGAUGAUACUACACCAGGACAAAUAAAAUAUUUUUCUCGAUUAUUUCCACUUAAUGAAUAUACUCAACAGUUAGAAUCAUUAACUGUUUUACACAUGAAACCUGAUUAUGCUCAAGAAUUUUUAUUACAAAUUCGGUCCUUGAAUAAUCUUGUUUCAUUAUCCAUUGGACUAAUAUGUGGAUUGAAUAUUCAAUCGAUUGAAUUACCAUCAUUAAAACGGCUCGUUCUUACUUCAUGUAAGCAUACCUGUUGGAUAAAAGUGAGUGGAAUAGAUUUUUAUGAUUAA